AUGCUUGAUAUCGUGAAUUAUUUCAAUGAACGAACAGGGCCUGCACAACAGCCCAAAAUCGGCUUUAAUACUGAUGAAAUGAAUUGUGUUCCACAUUUUGAUCCUGGUCUUUUUUCAUUGAGUAUUCUAUCUACAUGUAAUGGUCUUCAAUUGAAAGAUCUCAGGCAAGAUCAAUGGGUCGAUGGACCAAAUAAUUGUGAAGAUGGACAGCGUUCUAUUGGUGUGAUUUGGUUAGGUGAAGCAGCGAGUAUUAUGACUGGAAAUCGAUUUAAGUCUGGUAUUCAUCGCGUUGUCUACCCUCGCAUACCGCAUCAAGCACGACUCACUAUCUGGCAAGAAGUAUGUACCAAGACUCAGAUAGAUACAUUAUUGAAGCCCAACGAUGAUUUUGUGCUUAUAUCUGAUAAAGAUGCUAUUCGCAUCAAUAAUCUGUCAAAUUCUGUAUCACUCCAAGUUCAAUAUGGUGAACAAGCUUUAAAUAGUUUUAUGAAUCAUGUUGGAGACGAACAUGAUCCAUCGAAAACUAAAUUGAAUAGUGAUCAAGUUACAAUGCGAGAUACAAGUGAUAAUGAUCAAUAUACAGAGAAGGGCAGUGAUCGCAAACUAUUACCGGGUGGAGCAUUCGUUACGAUGACCAAUCAACCAAACUCUGAACCACUCCAAGUAGAAUCGAAUGGUGAAACAUUGAACCAUUUUAUGAAACGAAUUGAGAAUGAACGUGGUCUUUCAAUGAGCAAAUCUGGUGUUGAACAUGUUCAAAUCAAGUUUCCAAUGAGAGUGCGCAAAACACCAGAUCAAUCAAACAACAAGUUUUCGUUUUUCUCUAAGCUCUUCAAAUGGUGA
This is a messenger RNA of Rotaria sordida, 843 nucleotides long. The record is from the annotation of a GenBank genome assembly. NCBI's taxonomy places the organism in Eukaryota, Metazoa, Rotifera, Eurotatoria, Philodinida, Philodinidae.